Peniophora sp. CBMAI 1063 is the source of this 3789-nucleotide messenger RNA. The record is from the annotation of a GenBank genome assembly. Lineage: Eukaryota; Fungi; Basidiomycota; Agaricomycetes; Russulales; Peniophoraceae.
AUGGCGGUGGAAUACGUGUACGCGUUACACGACUUCCAGCCCGAGAACGAGGAUGAGGUGGAGUUUCGAGCCGGCGAGCGGAUCGAGGUAGUCGAGAAGGACGAUCUCUACCAGGACGGAUGGUGGCAGGGCAAGAACCUGGCCGGUAAAACUGGGCUAUUCCCAGUGAGCUACACUCAGCCCGCCCCACGCGCCCAAUCGCCGCCUCCCCCUCAGGCCGACAACAUCUCCGCCUCUGUCUCAGCGCCAGCAACAGUCUCAACGCACCCGAACGUCCCCUCGCCUCCACCUUCAGAGCCAACUCAACCGCUCCCCUCGAUCCUGACAACAUCACCCAGCGACGCCGAAGCCGAAGCCGACGAACCCACCAGCUCUUCAUUAUUACCACUUAUCGAAGAAUCCGAGCCGGCAGUGUCGACAGGCGGCAAAGUGACGCCGAACGGCGAAGUGAUGCGCGCGACGAUGACCGACGUCCAACAAGCGCUCGAGCAGCUCGGCCGACACGCCGACGGCGACGGCGCGCGCUCCUUCACCUUCGCCUCCACACGUGACGGCGAGAGCACAGACCACGAUAGUCUGAGCGAGCGGGACGGCGAAGACGAGGAGGGCGAGGACUGGUACCGCUCCACGCGCGCCCGACUGGCCGAACGCGCGCGCCAACAGGUCGCAGAGGCGCGUGCGGCAGAGGCGGCCCGGAACCCCGUCCCUGCGCCUCUCCCGCCUAUCGACGUCGAUAUUUCCGACGAGAGCGGUGACGAGGACGAAGACGUCACGAGCCAUCGUCGCGCGCACCCGCGGAUAUCGGAAGAAGACGAGCGGGAGGGCGACGAGCCCAGUCCGCUCGUCGAAGCCAGCGACAGAUUCAUCGUUCCUUCGCCGCUGCCCACCGCGACGCAAGAGAGCUUCCCGCUGCCUCCCACGACAGUACUGGCACCUUCGCCCGCGGAGAAUGCCGUCCGCGCAGUGUCCCCUCCCCCGCCCGUACCCGGCCCAGCUCCCGAAGACAUCCAGCUCCCACGCAGUCCCGCGCCACAGGAGCUCACUGCGCCCGUCCCGCCCUUAGACCAGCAGCCCACGCCAACCCCAUCCAGACACCCUGAGAUCCCGCCUGCACUGCCCUCUCCCGUGCCCACUAGCACAGACAGUUCCACGCGCUACGGCCCCGGCGUCUCAACCCCGCCCACGAGCCACGUUCCGGAAUCCAGCACGCUCAGUCCGACUACUAGUAGCAUGCUCAGUCCUACGACUGGCGGAUCGAGCAUGCGGAAGAGCUCGCUUGCACCUAGAGGUCAUCCAAGCGAUUGGACUGUUGAAGAGGUUGUGGAUUGGCUGAGGAGCAAAGGCUUUGACGAGGGCGUAUGCGAUAAGUUCAUCGAACAAGAAAUCACAGGCGACGUCCUCCUCGACCUAGACGUCAACCUCCUCAAAGCCGAAAUCGGCAUCGUCGCAUUCGGCAAGCGCAUGCGCAUCGCCAACGCAAUCUCAGACCUUCGCCGCCCUCCAUCCGUCAUAUCCGAUCGCGGCGGACCCGGCUCCUCCAUCGCCCCCUCUCACUUCACCACGCCCGGCUCGCAUUUCAAUGGCGUUGGGAACGGUCAAUUCGCCAGCCCUACAAGCACGAACAAUAUGUACGGUACGCCCGGCGCGCUCUCUACUCCUCAGUCGCAAUCGCAUUCCGGUCCGGGUUCGGUUACGGGUUCAGCGGGCAGUCCGUUCAUACUCGGGCACGGGAAGAGCCAGUCAGUUGCAACUGCUACGACGCACCUGAGCAGCCCAAGCCCGUACACACCCGCGAGCUUGCAGCCGGCGUUCGUCGAGGAGCCUAGUGCUGAGACGAGGAGCGAAGGAGGCGCCGGGAGCGAGAGUCAGGCUACGCUUGGUCUCGGACUUGGUGCUGCUGUGGGCACUGCGUUGCCCGGUGCGCUUAUGCCUGGUGGACGGCCGAACAACAAGGGCCGCCCGUCGCAGCUCACGCUGUCGCCUAGUGAUAGCCAGCUCGGCGCCAGUGUCAAGGCCGUAGCUGGAGACGUCGCCGACCCCGCAAGCGACGAGCGGGGUGUGAUGAGCGAGAGCGAAGCAUCCGCAACCAAACGCCGCCGCUCUACAAAGUCCUCCAAGAACCCACCUCCCUCAGCAUCAGCCGCCUCCACACACUCGAAGGAAGGCUCCGCAACCGACAGCCCCAAAGCACACGCUCGCAAGCGUAGUGUCGACGCCAACAAGCCCGCCGGAGACCGUGAUCGGCACAGUUUGUUCGGUAAUGCGUUCGGUGGGACGUUAGGCAAGAGCCGCAAGCCUGCGCCGCGGUACUCUGCCGCCGACGCAGAACCCGAGAAAUCCGGCCUCUCCUUCCCCCGCCUCCUCCCCGGCUCAUCCCGCAAAUCCUCCGGCCGCCCCGGUACAUCAGACGGCGCAUCCGCCGCCGGCUCCUCAACCCUCAUCGGCGCGCCCUCCUCCGCCCAGUCCAAACGCGACGCCCGCCGCGACUCUGUCAACUCCGGCGGUUCAAAGGAGAAGGACGAGAAGAAGCGCGAUCCCGCUCUACUACGCAAACGCACCUCCAGCGCCGGGCCCGGGACACGUACGCCUGGUGGGCCUGGCGUAUCUCCCGUCGACGCCAAAAACGGAUUGGGAGUGGGUGCCGCGGGCGAGAAGCUCAGGGCGGGGCAGAGUAUACUGCAGCAGAUCGGCGCGCCGGACUUCAACGGGUGGAUGCGGAAGAAAGGCGAACACUACAAUGUGUGGAAGAGCCGGUACUUCGUGCUCAAGGGCCCGCACCUAUACUGGUUACGGUCCAACUCUCCCUCCGAGAUGAAGAUCAAGGGAUAUGUCAAUACGACUGGCUACCGCAUCGUCGCGGACGAGAAGAUCGACCCUGGCAAGUACGGGUUCAAGCUCGUGCACGAUAGCGAGAAGGCGCAUUACUUCAGCUCGGAGGAGCAGAGCGUCAUUCGGGAGUGGAUGAAGGCGCUUAUGAAGAGUAGCAUCGAUCGGGAUUACUCCAAACCCGUAGUCUCAUCCGUCAACAUCCCCACCAUCCCUCUCCAAGUCGCACAAGCAAUGAACCCGGCCCCACGCCCACCCUCACCAACCCAACGCGCCGCAACCCAGAAGUCCUUCCGCCGCGAGAACACGAACCAGCUAAGCACGCGCGACGCUCAGAUCCUGAUGGGUGUCGGCGGCACAGGCGAGCGCGCGCGUCUCGACUCCGUAUUUUCAACGCAAGACGCAGAGCCCUCCUCGUUGCCUCUGGAGAGUGCAGCAAGUGCGCCCCAACUAGCAGCAAGGCCUGCGCCGCCGAGCAGGCCGAGUCGGGAGUUGCGGCGCGGCGCGAGCGUGAGUACGCAGAAGACGGGCCAGUCGACGAAUGAUACCGCGCUGGACCCCGCGCUCGUGGAAUGGGCCAACUCCCACGUCCCUUCCUCCCUUCACAUCCCCGCAGACGGCGCCUACCCCCUAACGAUCGGCCUCACGCUCCUCCGCCUAGCCGAAAGCAUCAAAGGCUCCCCCGCCUCCCCGCCCGUGCCCGACGCCGCCUUCCCAUCAUCACCCGAAGACGCCGACAAGCUCGAAGGCCUGUUCAGGCUGUUCGACUUUUUGUUGGAUAAUGAUGUGCGGAUGGGGAGCGUCAGUAUCAAUGAUAUUAGGCAGGGACGGAGAGAUAAGGUUGGACAGUUGCUCAAGGCGCUUAGGGCGUGGGAGGAGAAGAGGAGGAACGUGGCGAGGAGUAUUGGGAAGGGGGGUGUCGGCGUCGGUGGGUUCGUUGCCCCUGCCGGAUGGGAAGAUUGA